Schistosoma intercalatum is the source of this 464-nucleotide messenger RNA. The record is from the annotation of a GenBank genome assembly. Lineage: Eukaryota; Metazoa; Platyhelminthes; Trematoda; Strigeidida; Schistosomatidae.
GUUUUAAACGUUGAAUACUUACACCGUUGCCAUGUUGUUGUAGCGUCAUUGCUUUGAAACCAAUAUGUCUUCUUACAAGCCUGGAAAUUGUAAGCGAGAAGAGUUCAGGAAGUAUUUGGAAAAAUCUGGAGUGAUCGAUGCACUCACAAAGGUACUUGUAGGUUUGUAUGAAGAGCCAGAAAAACCGGAUAAUGCUCUAGAAUUUAUGAAGAAGCACCUACAAGCAGAAAGUCCAGAUCCUUCAGAUGUCGAAGCAAUGAAAGUAGAAAUUUCAGAAUUAAAACAAAAGGUGGAGAUGUUAGAAAGUGAAAAUGCUGAAUUAAAACAAAGCAUAAAUCAACAAUUAACACCAGGAAUUGGAAUAAGUGAUGGCAAUAUUUAAUGAAUUGAUGUUUAACAAAAAACACUCCAAACUGGUAAUAUUAUAACAUAAAAUGAAUUUUAAGUUUUUGUUAUAUCUUGAA